GUAUUUGGCCAAGUGAAGUCCUUCGUACAAAAAUAUACUUUUGUACAAGGGGGCUAUAGCUCCAGAAAUCAGAAAAAGAUGGAAAGCAUUCCACUCCCCUCGUCGUCGUCGUCGUGUCUACUGAUUUCCAGCUCCUACUCCAUUUCGGGAAGACCAUCAUCCACGAAUUUUUAUCCUCACAGGCGCUUAAGAAAAGGGCAAGCACUCUCCGUUUCCUGCGAUUACUCCUGUUUCGAAAGAUUAGUUAACAUAUUGCGGAUGUAUUAUGGAGGUGCUAAUAAUAGAUGUUCGACCCUUCUCUUUUUUUAUGGGUUUGUGGAGAUAAGGGAUGUGUCUUAUCGGCCUCCAGGGACCAAGAUCAACCUAUUGAGUCAAGUCAAUCUUUCCAUCCCUGAGAAAAGUUUUGGCUUGAUAUUUGGACGGAGUGGCAGUGGGAAAACUACUUUAUUGCAGCUGCUUGCAGGGUUAAGCAAACCAACAUCAGGUUCCAUAUAUGUGCAGCGAUAUAGUGAUGAUGGUGAAAAGAUUAAGUCUCCUGAACUCUUACAACCAGAAAGAGUUGGCAUUGUUUUCCAGUUUCCUGAGAGAUACUUUGUUGCUGAUACUGUUCUUGAUGAAGUUACAUUUGGGUGGCCAAGACAAAAGGGUGGCCUUCAAUUAAGAGAGAUUCUUGCUUUGAGACUUCAAAAGGCCAUUACCUCGGUUGGUUUAACAGGAAUAUCUUUGGAUAAGGAUCCCCAUUCAUUAAGUGGUGGCUACAAACGUCGGCUUGCCCUUGCUAUUCAGUUAGUUCAAACACCAGAUUUAUUAAUAUUGGAUGAGCCUCUUGCUGGUCUUGAUUGGAAGGCUCGUGCAGAUGUGGCGAAAUUGUUAAAGCAUCUAAAGAAGGAGCUAACUUUACUUGUUGUCAGCCAUGACCUCAAAGAGUUAGCAUCUUUGGUAGAUCAAUCUUGGAGGAUGGAAAUGGGAGGAGUACUUAAAAGAGAGCCACUACCAAUUUAAUACUCGGGGGUUUAUUAUGUUCCCAGCCAUUAGUUUCUGAUGCGAUGGAUGAGGUAUUGAUGUCAAGGCAGCAGUCUUGCUCUGAUUUCAUUUCUUUUUUGGCCAAGCGCUAAUUGAGCUAGGUAGUACCAGGUUCUCGAAGAAUCCUGCUUGGAUGAAGUGAUAAUCCUGUAGUAUGUCCCUAAAGUAUCGGGACGUAAAGAGAAUCCUAGUGAAAAAUUGUUUAUAAGAUCAGUGUAAAGGUGGAGACAUAUUUUGGUUUUGAAGAUAAAUACUUGUCUUUAGAGUUUAGUAUUUGAGGUCUAAUUAAUUACAAUUCUUAGGUCAUCAGUUUACUUAUUGUCAAAUUGAGUCCUUAGUUAUUUGUUGUUGAGAAGGUAGAAGCGUAAAUAUCAGCCACGUGUCUAGUUUGUUAUGAAGUUGAUUCUGCCUAUAUUUAUAUUCCUUGUACUCGUCCAUUUCCGGCUAUGUUGAAUGGAAAAUCAAAUUUUAUCUUCU
Messenger RNA from Nicotiana tabacum (common tobacco), 1500 nucleotides. Its product is annotated as ABC transporter I family member 11, chloroplastic-like. Gene Ontology annotation, biological process: transmembrane transport. The record is from RefSeq and is a predicted model, not a curated record. Lineage: Eukaryota; Viridiplantae; Streptophyta; Magnoliopsida; Solanales; Solanaceae. Gene Ontology annotation, cellular component: membrane; chloroplast envelope. Gene Ontology annotation, molecular function: ATP binding; ATP hydrolysis activity; ATPase-coupled transmembrane transporter activity.